UGUGUCUCACACUUACUGCAGCCGCGAGUGAACAGGUGAACAUGAGUUCUUCAGUCGCUCUGACAGCGGACGUUUGCUCAUGGAUGGAGUGGAAUAAGUCUAUCACAGUUUGAUGUUAUUUUAUUUUUUUAAACGAUGAAGGUGUUUACUUCCGUGGAGUGUUGGACAGUUUUCAGCUCACACGCUUUUGCUAUUUUCUGAAGCCAACUAAUUCAUCAUCUACAUCAUCUGUUUUUUUUAGCAUUUGAGUUUUCUGUCUGUAUUAUUUAAAAUGGCUUUUGCAAAAUUCAGCAAGAUCCUCAGACUUCCUACAAUUGAAGUGAAGAAGAAAACCAAACAAUAUGAGCACGUUCAUCGGGAUGUAAAUCCGAACGACAUUUGGGAAAUUAUCGGGGAACUGGGCGAUGGCGCUUUCGGCAAAGUUUAUAAGGCCCAGAAUAAAGAAACCGGAGCACUAGCUGCAGCCAAAGUCAUUGAAACCAAAAGUGAAGAGGAGCUGGAGGACUACAUGGUGGAGAUCGACAUCUUAGCGUCCUGCAACCAUCAGUACAUCGUCAAACUGCUCGAUGCCUUCUUCUAUGACAACAAACUGUCGAUAAUGAUCGAGUUUUGCCCCGGAGGUGCGGUGGAUGCCAUCAUGUUGGAGUUGGACAGGGGUCUUCAGGAACCUCAGAUUAAAGUGAUCUGUAAACAAAUGCUGGAGGCUCUCCAGUAUCUCCACAGCAUGAAGAUCAUCCACAGAGACCUGAAGGCUGGAAACAUCCUCCUCACACUGGACGGAGACAUCAAGCUAGCGGAUUUUGGAGUUUCUGCCAAAAACACCAAAACCCUUCAAAGACGAGACUCUUUUAUCGGGACGCCAUAUUGGAUGGCUCCAGAAGUGGUGAUGUGUGAGACCAUGAAGGACGCUCCAUACGACUACAAAGCCGACAUCUGGUCACUGGGGAUCACGCUGAUCGAGCUGGCUCAGAUAGAGCCGCCCCACCACGAGCUGAACCCCAUGAGGGUCUUGCUAAAAAUUGCCAAGUCUGAGCCGCCCACCCUGGACCAUCCUGCCAAGUGGUCAAUGGAAUUUAACGAUUUCCUGAAAACAGCUUUGGAGAGAAACCCCGAGACGAGGCCGACGGCUGCUCAGCUUCUAGACCAUCCUUUUGUCAGUUCGGUGAAGACCAACCGUCCGCUGAGAGAGCUGGUGGCCGAGGCCAAAGCCGAGGUCAUGGAGGAGAUCGAGGACAAUCAUGAAGAAGGAGAAGACGAGGACCCUGCUGACCACUCACCUGUACGGGCCCCCAUCAAAGACCCGUCAGAAACCAGCGAGACCAGUUUAUUUGGGGACCAUCGCCACAAUGAAACUCCAGUUGAGCUUGAGGAGGAGCCCAGGACUCCUGUGUCCACAGAAACUCCUUUGAAAGAGCAGGAGGACAAUCUCAGCGACAAGUUUCCAGAGGAGGAUCACGACAAACCUGAGAGCGAGGCGUCCGGCAAGACCUCCAGCUCUGACUCCGGCAUUGAGGAUGGAAAAAGUACGCCGACGUCUGAGGAGGACACCAAGGCGGUCGAGAGCUCCGAACCAGAGCUUCCUAUGCUGAGAACAACAGAACCCUCGGAGUCAUCAGAGUCUUCCUCAGAAACCACGGAGCAGCCCUCGGCAUCAGAGAAACCGGAGGAACCGGAGAAGGAAGAAGGUCACGGUGCAAUGGAAACGCCUAGCCAGCAACCGCACGUGGCACCGAACCGAACCGAGUCCAAGGAGCCGAGCAAACGCAUGUCUGAGAUGAGCGACAGAUCCUCAUUGGCUGGUGAGGAUGUGGAAAGUUUGCUUUCUCACGCCAACGGCAGGUUAUCAAAACGAUACUCCGAUGUGACCAGUGAGAGCAUGGACAUCAGUCUGAACAUGUCAGGUGACAUGUCCGUCAACAAAGACUUGGGCACCAUCUCUUUACGGGACAACAAGAAGACGCUCAAACGCACACGUAAGUUCUUGGUGGACGGCGUGGAGGUCAGCGUCACCACCUCUAAAAUCAUCACUGAUGAUGAGAAGAAAGACGAGGAAAUGAGGUUCCUCAGGCGUCAGGAGCUCAGAGAUCUGCGUCUCCUGCAGAAAGAGCAGCAUCGCGCUCAGGCUUUGCUCAACAUGAAGCUGAAGGAGCAGCGGGAGCAGAUGCAGCGCAGAUUCGACCAGGAGAUGAAUGUGAGUGUCACAGACGUCCAUCGGCCACAGAAGCCCGUCUGCCGCCACAAACACAUAAAAACAGAUCUAGACAAAACUUCACUACCAAGAAAAAAAUUCUACGACACAGAGCUGGAGAUGCUGGAGAAACAGCAGAAACAGACCAUUGAGAAAAUGGAGACGGACCACACCGUACGCCUGCGAGAGGAGGGGAAACGCAUCCGUGCCGAACAAGAGAAAGCCUACCACAAGUUCCUGGACCAGAUGAAACACCGCAAGAAAGAGGUCAAACAAGAAGUGGAGAAAAUGCCCAGGAGUCAGAGGAAAGAAAGCAUGAAGGUCAAAAUGAGCAACUUUCAGCAGACAAAAUUAGAGGAGGAGGAGAAGUUCCUGGCGGAUCAGAGAGAUUACCUGGACUCGACUCUGAAGAGCAUCAUCGCUCAAAACAAGCGGGAAAUCUCUGAGACGGAGCGCCAGUGUCUCAUCAGCAAACAGGCUCUGCUUAGAGAGCGAGAGGCCACCAUCUGGGAGCUGGAAGAGAAGAGCUUGCAUGAGAGACACCAGCUCCUCAAACAGCAGCUGAAGGACCAGUACUUCCUGCAGAGACACCAGCUCCUCAAGAAACACGAGAAGGAGCAGGAGCAGAUGCAGUGCUACAACCAGCGUAUGAUUGAGCUCCUCAAGGCCCAACAGCAACAGCAGAAGAACAGGCUGCCCAAGAUCCAGCGCAGCGAGGCCAAAACACGCAUGGCCAUGUUCAAGAAGAGCCUGAGAAUCAACUCCACCGGAAGCUCAGCGGAAGACCGAGAGAAGAUCAAGCAGUUCUCUAGGCAGGAGGAGAAGAGGCAGAAGGCCGAGAGAUUGCACCAGCAGCAGAAACACGACAACCAGAUGAAAGCGAAGAUCAGCGAGUGUGAGGGAAACGCCAGAGAACUGCAGCAGCUGCAGAAUGAGAAAUGUCACCUGCUGAUAGAAAACGAAACGCUGCGUCUGAAGACUCUGGAUGAAGACCACAACCAGCAGAUGAAGGAGUGGAAGGAACGCCUCAAGCCCAGGAAGAAGGUUCUGGAGGAAGAACUAAACCUGAGGAAGAAAGAACAGGAGCUUUUCUUCAAGAUGAACGAAGAUUCUGAGUCUCACACUGUCGGCACACUAAGUAAAGUCACAAAGUUCUUGCCGUACACUGACUCGUCCACCACAUGAUCUCCUGCGUCGAUCCGCACCGCUCUCGCCAAGUAUUUGAGCUUUUGAUUUUGGUUAGUGACACUUUUCUGGAGUCAGAUUUCUCUGUAAAUGCACAAGAAUCAGUGAAUGCAGUUCAAAGCAGCGGUGAAACAUCGAUCACAUCAUGCUGAAGCCAAAAAAAGCAUUUGACUAAUACCAAGAACACACAUACUGACUAAUACAGCAUCUCUUCAAAGUACACUUACCAACAUUGAGCUUUAUUCUUUUAAUAGUGACCAACACAGAUGAAAGUACUUUGAUGUAUUCAUUUAAAGGCAGGGAUUUUGUACUGGUGAACAAGAAACGAGGGCACUGGACCGAUUAACUAGAACAACUAGUUUAUCUACCACUCAAGGUCUGACAGACUCGCUCGCCUUAGUUUAUUUAACAGCUACUGUUGUAAUUUUAUCGUUAUAGGUUAGCAAAAAGUGUAUUGCCAAAGAUAUUGUACAAACCUUGCAUAUUCUUAUAUAUUUGUAUUUUUUCUAUGAUCAUUUAAUAUAUACAUUUACAUUAAAAUUGCAACUCAUCACUUUUUCUUUUAUAACCAGUUUCCUUGUACAAAUGUUUAAAUGCUGAAAAAAGGAAUUUAUGUUUUAAUUUUUUUGAACUGCUGCACAGUUUUUCUUUACUAAAGUGAAAAGUAUAAUUUUAAUUGGUACAGUAAGUUAUUUUACUGAAUGUUUUUUGUCCUUUUAUGUAUUAGACAGCAACUAAUUUGCCACUUUUAUUAUUACGUCCAUCCAAAUGUGAGUUAUCGUCUGCCACAGGACUGUCAGUGGCACAUUUACUGUAAAUGCAUCACACUGGACGAGACAAGAGCGAUGACACCCAGAGUUUUAUGCAUGUUUUCUUGAGUUUAUUGUUCAUUGUUUUUAUGUGUUGCUGUUUAAAGCACUGUCACCUAACCGAAGUGCAAUAUAUUGUUGUGUUCCGAUUUUAUACACGUGUUAUUUUACAAGAGAUUCCUUUCUUUAGCUGUUCGAAGGAUUUCUGUGUACCAAACCAAUUCCUGAUGCCUGAAGGUACGAGGAUUUUACAUCUUUUUUGUCUGUGGAGCACAACGUGGAUCGUUACUUUCGGAGUCUGUAACUCUGUGUAACCAAAGGUUCAGUGUGGAUGAUGUAAGAAACUGUUGUCCUACCAGAGUAUCUAUAAUAAAUGAGAUGUUUAUUAUUCA
Messenger RNA from Labeo rohita (rohu), 4574 nucleotides. RefSeq names its product serine/threonine kinase 10 (gene stk10). The transcript has 19 exons. Gene Ontology annotation, biological process: protein phosphorylation. Gene Ontology annotation, molecular function: ATP binding; protein serine/threonine kinase activity. NCBI's taxonomy places the organism in Eukaryota, Metazoa, Chordata, Actinopteri, Cypriniformes, Cyprinidae. Bases 272 to 3373 code for a protein of 1033 amino acids. The record is from RefSeq and is a predicted model, not a curated record.